AUGACAGCACCUUGCCCCGAGUUCUGCACCUGCUGUUUCAAUGGAUCCGAAGAUCAAUUUAUAAUCGACUGCAGAAGCAAAACCUUAGAAACAUUUCCCAAUUUACCGAAUAAUAUAAUUGGUGACUCUUCACUUCUUCUGGAUGAUAAUGACAUCGAAACUCUCUCAACCAUAUCCCUGCGGAACUCCACUUUGGGAGAACUGCACUUGAAGAAUAACAGUCUAACUCAUCUUCAUUUGGAUCAACUCCCAUCCAAUCUCAAAGUUCUUGAUAUUCGGCAAAACAACUUAACAGGACUGGAUGACGAUGUGACACAGUUUGUAUCAAACUUAAAAGAGAUUCAACUAUCGGAAAAUCCCUGGCAAUGCAGUUGUAAGUUCACCAAGUUUCUUGCCUACCUCAGAAGGAGUUAUCUCCCAGAAUACCAAGCUGCUUUAAGACGUUGCAGUGGACAAGAAUAUUGCCCCGAUCCGUGCACCUGUUGCAGAGAAGAUGAUAGCAAGAGGUUUAUAAUCAACUGCAAUAGUUUGGAAUUGAAAGAGAUACCCACUAAGCUACCCAUAACAGAAAAUACCACCCUUCUGUUUGAAAAUAACAACUUACAGACCUUGGACAGGUCCACCAAAGUCGAGGGCUUUGAUCAACUGAAACAACUUCAUCUAAGGUACAAUAACAUAACAAAUAUAGAGAUUCUGCCAGAGAAUAUUGAAUUGCUCGAUAUAAGAAAUAAUUCUUUAUUGACUUUAAAUGAGAACCUAAGAGAACUUUUAAUCCGAAAAGCGAAAAAUUCCCAUCUGACUAUGUUUAUAUCUGGUAAUCGAUGGAUUUGUCAUUGCAAAGAAAUACAUUUUUUCCGAUUUACCAAGAAUCUGGCAGAGAAUAUCAUUGAUCUGUGUAAGACAGAAUGCCAUGAUUCCAGAUUGUUAGUUUCCCUGGAGGAGAAGGAUCUAUGCCCUGAAAAAAUUCAGUUCUAUGUCAUCUACUUCACAACAUUCAUAAUAUUGAGUUGCCUGUUAAGUAUCCUGCAAUGCUUUUGGAAGUCCAUACCCAUGUGGUUAUACGAGAAGAGACUAUUCCUGAAACUGACUACUCGUCUGGAGAAGGGCAACGAGACGAAGUACGAUUGUUUCUUGGCCUACUGCCACAAGGAUUCACAUUUCGUAAGGGAGUACGUCGAGAGAUUGGAGCAUGGACGUAACCGACUUUGUUUGUGCUUCUACGAAAGAGAUUGGUUGGCUGGUGAACCGAUUCCCGAUUGCAUUUGCCACUCUGUAGAGAAUUCCAAGUGCACAGUCAUUCUAAUGACCAAAAACUUCCUGAAAUCUGUUUGGGGCCGUUUGGAAUUCCGCUUGGCACUUCAUGCCACUUCCAAGGAUCAGCACAAGCGGCUCAUUGUGAUCAUCUAUCCGGGUGUGGAGAACUUUAAUAAUCUCGAUGGGGAAUUACAAAGCUACAUGAAACUGAAUACAUAUCUGAUGCGAAAUGAUGUCAAUUUCUGGAGUAAACUUGUCUAUGCCUUGCCCCACAAGAUGGAAGAUGGCAUGGACUUGAUUAAUAUAGCACCUUAAACUUACAAUUUAUAUAUCGUUUGAAUGCUUUACCAUUAUUUGUUACAUAAUUAGA
Molecule: messenger RNA, 1624 nt
Organism: Drosophila willistoni
Lineage: Eukaryota; Metazoa; Arthropoda; Insecta; Diptera; Drosophilidae
Product: protein toll
Exons: 2
Coding region: 1-1569 (522 amino acids)
Biological process (GO): immune response; toll-like receptor signaling pathway
Cellular component (GO): membrane
Molecular function (GO): transmembrane signaling receptor activity; protein binding
Source: RefSeq, a predicted model, not a curated record